AUGCAGAAAGCUUGGUUCUAUGAAGUGCAUGGUCCUAAGGAAGUCCUCAAACUAGGAGACUUCCCAAUUCCUUACCCAGUACAAAAUCAGCUUCUUGUCCAAGUCUGUGCUGCUGCUUUGAAUCCUAUUGAUUUCAAGUUGUGCUGUAACCCCCUUGUCUUCACAGAUUUUCCAGUAGGAAAAGGAGAUCAUGUUUCAAGAUUUGAAGUUGGCGACGAGGUAUAUGGAAACAUCCAGAAUUUCAAUGCAGAGGGAGAAUUUAAGCAACUGGGGACCUUGGCACAAUUUAUUUUCGUGGAGGAGAAUUUGGUGGCAUCGAAGCCAAAAAACCUUUCAUUCCAGGAAGCAGCCAGCUUUCCGGUGGCAGUUCAGACGGCAGUGGAGGGCUUCAAAAGUGCUGGUUUUAAAGAGGGGCAAACAAUCUUUAUAGUAGGAGGAGCUGGUGGUUUUGGAAGCCUGGCUGUUCAGCUAGCCAAGUUUCUGGAGAAAUUUUGGAGAUCUUAG
Messenger RNA from Fraxinus pennsylvanica, 504 nucleotides. NCBI's taxonomy places the organism in Eukaryota, Viridiplantae, Streptophyta, Magnoliopsida, Lamiales, Oleaceae. The record is from the annotation of a GenBank genome assembly.